AGGCCUGAUCUCCGGAAACACUGGCAGCCCUGGGUACAGCCCCGCCCCGCAGUCUUGUCCUUCCGUCCUUCCAGACACCAGAAGCUCCGCCCCCGAGCGGACUCCGUAGCUUGCGAGUCACCAAGUUCGUACUUCUGCGCAGGCGCCCUCAACCCACAAUAGGUUUGGCUCCUGGGGUGAAACCGCUUUGCUGCCAUGGCCCCUCCGCCGCUGUCGUCUCCGCCGCUUUGCAUCCUGCCAUCAGGCUCAGGCCCUCCCCGCUUCGUGUGCUACUGUGAGCCGGAGGAUGGUGGAGACCGGGACGGCGGCGGCUUCAACCUCUAUGUGACGGACGCCGCGGAGCUCUGGAGCACCUGCUUCUCGCCUGACAGCCUGGCAACGCGCCAGAAAGCCCGAUUUGGUCUAAGUGGGACUGAGGACAUCCCUUCCCGGUUCAGGGCAGCCUGCCAGCAGCAAGCAGUGACUGUAAGCCUGCAAGAGGAUAGAGCCUUGAUGACCCUCUCAGGAGACGCCUCUGCACUAACCUUUGACCUCUCCAAGGUGCCCAGCCCAGAGGCAGCCCCCAAGCUACAGGCUUUGACUCUCAGCCUGGCAGAGCGUGUGUACAACCUAGAGAGGCGCCUAGCAGCUGCAGAAGAGACCGCCACUAGUCCCAGGAAGAACACCCAUCCAGUGGGCCCUCAGCUUUUCUUACCAGAACUUGAUCACCAGAGAGGCAGCUCUGGACUUGGGGUCAGGAGACGGUGUCCAGGGGAGUCUCUCAUCAACCCUGGCUUCAAAAGGUACUUGCCACAUGUCUUUCCUACCCUGGUCUCUUCCCUUUCCUCUAUGCAUUACAUACUCUUGUCUUCUAGCAAGAGACCAGCUAGCGGUGUAGACUUCGAUGAGACCUGAAAAUACAGCAGAGCCUGUGACCUUGCCAGGAGCCUAUCUACAAGGAAAGGGGUAGAUCUGAAACCCCCACCAAUCAGAGAAGCCCCUUGCUUAACUUGCUGCCUGCUCCUACUGUUGGGCAGGAAUGCCUCUCAUCCCUUCCUGGUGAAAUAAACUGCUCUCUUGGGUAGAAA
This is a messenger RNA of Peromyscus eremicus (cactus mouse), 1067 nucleotides long. It is a transcript of the gene Paxx, whose product is annotated as PAXX non-homologous end joining factor. The coding region runs from base 196 to 894 and encodes 232 amino acids. The transcript has 6 exons. Gene Ontology annotation, biological process: double-strand break repair via nonhomologous end joining. Gene Ontology annotation, cellular component: nucleus; nonhomologous end joining complex; site of double-strand break. Gene Ontology annotation, molecular function: molecular adaptor activity. The record is from RefSeq and is a predicted model, not a curated record. Lineage: Eukaryota; Metazoa; Chordata; Mammalia; Rodentia; Cricetidae.